Molecule: messenger RNA, 549 nt
Organism: Mucor mucedo
Lineage: Eukaryota; Fungi; Mucoromycota; Mucoromycetes; Mucorales; Mucoraceae
Exons: 3
Coding region: 110-403 (97 amino acids)
Biological process (GO): mitochondrial respiratory chain complex I assembly
Source: RefSeq, a predicted model, not a curated record
CCCUUGAAGUUGGGCCGAAAAUGUUGCGGGGAUGUUUAAUUUUUGGACCGCAACUACCUCUUGUUUAUUUUUCCUUUUUUUUUUUCUCAAUUUCAACUUAUAUUAAAAAAUGGCUUCUGGUUUUGGUUUAGACGGUGGCCGUGGUCGUUGUUUCCACUUUUGGCAAGAAUUCAACAAGUGUUAUGCCACUGCCGAUCUCCCUCAACAAUGUCUUGAUCAACGUGACGAUUAUCUUGAAUGUCUUCAUCAUACCAAAGAGUUUGCUCGUAUCACACGUAUUAAGACAGAGGAAUUAAAGCAAGCCGAAAAGAGACAAACUGAACAAGCAAAGGCAAAGCAAGACGCUUUGACUGCAGCAAAAUCAAACUUGCCAAAAUUAAACAUCAUUGAUGACAAGGCAUAAAUUAGACCAGCAACAAUAAACCGGCAAUUCCUUUUUUUUUAAAAAAAUCAAAAAAGAAUAAACACACUCCACACACACACACACACACACAUUUACGCACUCACAACACGGAAAAAUAUUAUACGAGCUUGUUAGUGAAAAUUAAG